This is a messenger RNA of Hydra vulgaris (swiftwater hydra), 1684 nucleotides long. Its product is annotated as vesicular inhibitory amino acid transporter. Lineage: Eukaryota; Metazoa; Cnidaria; Hydrozoa; Anthoathecata; Hydridae. The record is from RefSeq and is a predicted model, not a curated record. Gene Ontology annotation, molecular function: L-amino acid transmembrane transporter activity. Gene Ontology annotation, cellular component: vacuolar membrane. Gene Ontology annotation, biological process: amino acid transmembrane transport.
CUUCGAAGUUCGUAUUACCUGCAAGGAAAGGUUGAUUAAAAGAUAAAAAAAAAAAAUGUAGUUUAUUUAAAAUUAGUCUAUGAAAUUUUUCAAGUUUAAUAGGAAGAAACUGAAAUCUUCUGCUUCGAAAAAAAAAAUGGUGCCAUGUGACGAUUCAUUUCUUCCUUCUGAUAAUAUCAAUCAACUGCUAUGCCUUCAGGGAAAAACAGAUGCUAUAAGAGCGUUUGUUUCAGAAGAAUGUUUCAAUUUUAAAGAAUCAACUUCUGAUGAUAAGACUUCAACUUCACUUCUUCCAUCUAUGCUAGUUAGUUACCAUCAAAGUACAAGAACAAUUUUUGAAAACUACCAAAUGCAAGUAAAUUCUCAUCAAGAAAGUAUUUUAUCUUCAAACAGCUCAAUUCUAGAUAAUCUAGUUAAAAAGAAAUCUGUUGACAAAGGCGUGUCUAUGGUUCAUGCUAUGUGGAAUAUAUUACCUUUAGGAGCAUCUAUAUUUAGCUUACCUUACUGCGUUAUAGCUGGGGGUUAUUUUGUACUUCCUUUAAUUUUUAUUAUUAGCGCUAUGGCCGAUGCAACAGGAAUUCUGUUAGUUGAUUGUUUAUACGUAGUAUCACACAACACUAAGCAGCGUAAAAAAGUGAAUUCAAAUUAUGUUGAUAUAGCCAGAUGUGUAUGGGGUGAAGUUGGUGGCCAUAUUUUCAAUGCUUUUUUAGUGUUUUAUUUAUUUUCUGGUUGCGUUGUAAACGUUAUACUGUUAGGAAAAAGUAUUCAUGAUUUGCUCCAUUCUAGUACAAAUUUUUCUUUUGGAUUAUUGACAACAUUGUUUUCAGUGUUAAUAUAUCCGACAUUAUUUAUAAAAAAACUUACAGUUUUGGCGUAUCUCAGCAUGGCAGCGGUAUUUUCUGUUCUUGUUGGAAUUUUUACGAUCAUAUUAGCGUUUUUCUUGGAGCUUGAAAACUGGAAAAAUAAUAUUGGUGAAAUUUCACUAAUAAACGCAAACGGGUUGUCGUUAGCUUCAGGAAUAAUAAUGCUUUCAUGCGAAGUGCAUUCCGUUAUUCCACACGCAGAAGGUAUUAUGAGAGAAAGUUCAAAAAUUAAUUUUGUUCUUCAUCGCUCAUUUAUAGGAACAGCAUUAGUAAAAUUUUUAGUAGCCCUUUUAGGUUCUUUAACAUAUGGUUCAACAACUCAAAGUAUUGUCACCCUAAAUGUGGCAACAGUCAAUCGCUCAGCUCAUGUAGUUUGUUCACUUACUACGUUAUUAUAUGCUAUUUUAAAUUACCCCCUGAAUAUGUUUAUAAUAAGUGAGUUCAUUGAUAAUUUUAUAAAAAAUACAAAAAUCAAAUCAAGUGUGCCAUUUUUCUGUUUAUGGAUAGCAUGCACCCGUUUUAUUCUUAUAACACUAACUGUGCUGGUUGCUGUAUUUGUUCCGUACUUUGCAGUUGUUUUAGGUUUACGCGGAAGUUUAAUUGGCACUUGUUUGAUAUUCAUUUUUCCAUGCUAUUUUCACUUAAAGCUAAAAUGGGACAUUUUAUCGUCGCGUCAAAGAACCUGGGAUAUAUUUUUACUUACGGUCGGAAUAUUAUUUGGUGCUGCAGGACUUUACGCAUCAGUUAUGCGACUAGUUGUUAUAAUUCAAACAUAAUAUUUUGUGAAGAUAUUAAAUGAAAAUAAAAUUGACGGAAGCAUA